AUGGAUGUUGAAAUUGGUUUAAUUUCUAAUAAAAUUGAGGAGAAAAAGAAAGAUGCCAAAAUUAGUGCUAAACCUGGAGAGUUGUCCAAUUCUUUCAAGGAGUUGGGAGGUGAGACAAAUGACAAUAUUAAGGUUUGAUUUUCUGUUUAUUUUUACCUGAAAGUAGGGGUUCUCC
Messenger RNA from Meloidogyne enterolobii, 175 nucleotides. Lineage: Eukaryota; Metazoa; Nematoda; Chromadorea; Rhabditida; Meloidogynidae. The record is from the annotation of a GenBank genome assembly.